UGCGCAGUUACGAAGGCUUAUCUUCACAAUAGUCAUAUUGCGUAAUGCUUGUAUCUUUCGGAGUACAAGCCACGGUCGAUAUCUACUAGACCGCUAACGCUCCCUCGCAUAGGGUUAUACUGAUACAAGCCUGCGAUUACAUAAGUACACGGAAAUUAAUAGGGCUUCACUACCGAACACAGCCUGAGACGAACCAUGGGCGGCCUGAACGAACAACCGAUAUACCUGCAAAUCCUGGGGCACAGGGUAAUCGUGUGGUAUUUGUAGGCCUUCAUGGGGACUGGUAUUCUCUCGAUGCGGAGCUAUGCGGUCAGUCAACUCUGUACCGGCCCAUCCGACAUUUGCAGAAUGCAUCAUCAACGGCAGCACAGUUACCAGCGGCCUUUGAGCGCCGCCCCGGGCGCUUCCUUGUCAUCCGGCCUACCUACCUUUAUCUCCUUACGGUGGUUGCAGCUACUUCUACUCUUACCUUUGCUACUGCCGCCACACUCAUCCGGCGUAAAUGCCGACUUAACCCGGUACAUUGGCAACACGACAUAUCCUGUGGACGAGCAGCUUUCGUACUGCGACACCUUGGGCGAAUACUACGACGGAAUACCCCAGGACCUUAGACAUUGGAACAACAGCGAUGGCAUUACCCGUGAAGCCCUAGACCUCGCAUCCGCGCGCUACACAACGCAUGGUGCUCAAAAGGGCGUCACGCUCGCCUUUUAUGGCGGCGUGGCUUACGUAUUAGAAGAACCCAAACUUACCGGUUUGGGACAUCACAUCAACAUCCUCUUCACGUACAUGUUAGUCAUGCUGGACCUCCAACGACAAUACGGCCAGCAGAUUCCGGAUAUGGAGUUUGUCAUCGCGAGUUCGGAUCGUCCGUUAGUUCUUAUAUCAACGGCCGCGAAGGAGUACGGCAAAGGGCUUAUACCGCCCGUGAUGCGCUUCUGCUCCUCAGAUGAGCACGCGGACAUCAAAAUACCGAUCUUCCACUUCUACACCAAGAAGUACACGCAGGCCUACCUGCAGCCCGGCGCGCAGUGGGCGGCUGAGCACCCCUGGAGCAGCAGGAAGCCGGUGGUGUUUGGGCGCUUCUCGCGCUACCUGCGCCACGUGCACCCCCUGGCAGCCAGCACGCUGAGGCGGGGGGCGCACAACAAGACCAUUUGCAAGCAGGAGACAUCCGCCACGCUGAGCUGCCCGGUUCGCUCGCACUUCAUGGAGUGGGCGGCGCGGUACCACCCGGAGGCCAUGGACGUCAAGUCGGGGCCGCGGGUGUCGUACUCCAAGCAUGCGGAGUUCAAGUACCUGCUGCAUCUGGACGGCCAGGCUCUGAGCUCCCGCCUUGAGCAGCUGUUGCCGCUGCGGUCGCUGGUGCUGAAGGAGGAGUCGGG
Astrephomene gubernaculifera is the source of this 1385-nucleotide messenger RNA. The record is from the annotation of a GenBank genome assembly. Lineage: Eukaryota; Viridiplantae; Chlorophyta; Chlorophyceae; Chlamydomonadales; Astrephomenaceae.